This is a messenger RNA of Lethenteron reissneri (Far Eastern brook lamprey), 2581 nucleotides long. RefSeq names its product homeobox protein Hox-B8-like. Gene Ontology annotation, cellular component: nucleus. NCBI's taxonomy places the organism in Eukaryota, Metazoa, Chordata, Hyperoartia, Petromyzontiformes, Petromyzontidae. Gene Ontology annotation, molecular function: RNA polymerase II transcription regulatory region sequence-specific DNA binding; DNA-binding transcription factor activity, RNA polymerase II-specific. Gene Ontology annotation, biological process: regulation of transcription by RNA polymerase II. The record is from RefSeq and is a predicted model, not a curated record.
GUAGCGUACUUUCUGAAAAUAGAUUUUUUUUUUCUGUAGCGUAUGGAACAUUGCUUAAUUGAUGCGAUUGUAUAGUGUGCGUUCGGGGAGUUUCAUAGCUUAAUGCCCUCGUGAGAAUCAGCGGAGAAAGAGCGGUGGCUAACACCGUACGGUUAAACCCACCGUGGUGGUCUGCGCUCCUUGUCCUGAGGAGAAGGAGGAGGAGCGACACGACACGAACUCUCUCUCUCUGAUGAAACCCUCUCUCUCGUCGUCGUGGCGAGCAGCAGCAGACCUCAACAUUCACAUUUAGCUCCUGAACAUCAUUGCUGCCUUCACGCGCAGGAAGAUAGCUAAAGCAUAUUUAGCGUUAGACAAGUUGGUAAAACAUUGUAAUGGUAUAGUCAAAGUUACGAUAGCAGUUGUUGUUGUUGUUUUUGAAAUCUCGAAGAAAAUACCCUUAUCGUUAAACGUCAGAAUCGUGUAGGAGUUUAGGUCGUGUUACACAUCUAGCAGCCGUUACUCAAAUCAUGUUUAAAUAACGUCUAUUAUCACGCAGUUGCCAAUAAAGCUUGAACACGCUUGUACAUUUAACUUAGGCUGUUAUUGUUAUCAAUCCUAAUUACGUAAAGUUGUCAUAAUUGUUAUUCUUGAAUCUGCCGCGCCUAUCAAGCUGUGUGUAUAAAUGAAUUGGCCUUAAAGUUCACUCGGAGUAAUUGUAGUGUACUUUAAAUAAUAAUAUUACUCAAGUUGAUUCAUUAUUCAUAUUUUAGUUUUAAUUGUUAUGAGUAUGAAUUAUAUUAUUGGCUCGUGUUAAUUAGUUACAAGUCGCUUCGUGUUCAUUAAUCCGCCGUAUGAGCAAUUAGUAUGAUUUCUGUUUGGUAAUUGCGUUAAAAGGUUUGCCGUGUUUUAUAUCUUAUGAAUUAUACCAUUUCAUAUUUGUUCGGACUGGUACAUAACAUAAUUGAAUAUUGAUCUUCUUCGCGACUGUAAGCACUAAUUAAAUUAUGACUAUUCUUAUUAAUCAACAUAAGCAAUUAAUUAUGCAGUCAAUUUGAGUUAAUUAAUAUUUUGACGGCAUUAACUAUUAGUCAGUUGUACACGAAUGUAAACAUUUUAACAUAUAACGCGACAUUGUAUAUUUCUAUCAUCCUAAUAGUUAUUAUUCUACUCUUAUAAUUCAUUGUUAUUCGAUUAUAAUUCAAUUAACAUUAUUCUUCACAACUCAGCCGGAAAAUUAGCACCAGCUUAGCCCCUACUACCUUUCACAAUAGCGAUCGGCCAACAACACAACUUAAACCAACAACAACAACAACAGCACUAAUAGACUCGUGUGCAUCAUAAAUAGCCGGAUCAACAGCAACAACAAACUUCAACAACAACAAAGUGUAAACAACAACUACUGCUACAACUGUAACAGCCCGUGCUGCAUCAAAUUCAACCGCUCGACAACAACAACAAUAACAACAACAAACAACAACAUUAACAACACACAACACAAACAACAACAAACAAAACAGCCACAACUGCGUUAGUCGGCCACAUCUCUACCAGAGCUAGCCGAGCCAACAACAACAACCACCACAACAACCACAACCAACGCAUCAUCAACAACAACAACAACAGCUACAACACCCCCCCACCCCACCCCACUGUGUGCAUUCAAGCAAGCGGUGACCCGUACAGGUUCAAUUCCCAGAGUUGCCUCUCUCUCCACACCCCACACGCCAAACACGACCAUGAGCUCGUACUUUGAAGAUUCGCUCCACGGGGGAUAUUUCGACUGCCGCUUCGCCGCUCACGAAGCCGCCAUGCGCAACGCCGCCGCUGCCUCCGCCGCCGCCGGCAGCGAUUUCUCCGCGGGCGUCUUCGACAGGUCCGGGGGCUUCGGCGUCGGGGCCUUCAACGGAGCCCCGUACGGACUCGGCUACCACGGGGUGCCGCACUUCGAGGGCGAAACGUCGGACCCCGGCUACCCGAGGCUGCACGACCCGACCGCCUCGCCCUACGGAGCCGCCUCGCCCGCGGCACGGGGGCGAGGUGGAGCGGGGGUCGAGGGGGUCGAGGUGGACGCCGCGCGAGGAGGAGACGGGGGCGGCACGGUGUUCCCGUGGAUGAGACCCCAAGGUCCUGCGCGCAGGCGAGGCCGCCAGACCUACAGCCGCUACCAGACCCUGGAGCUGGAGAAGGAGUUCCUCUUCAACCCGUACCUGACGCGCAAGCGGCGCAUCGAGGUGUCUCACGUGCUGGGCCUCAGCGAGCGCCAGGUCAAGAUCUGGUUCCAGAACCGGCGCAUGAAGUGGAAGAAGGAGAACAACAGGGACAAGUUCCCCAGCACCUGCCGGCCCAGCGGCAGCACGAGUGAGGAGGGGUCGUCGCAUUCCCCCGAUAGCCAAACUCAAGACAAACCACUCAGUGACAUAUAAGUCACUGCAGAUGCCGUUAUUGGACCUGUAGAGGCCGUUAUUGGAGCUGCAGAGGCUGCAUUGGACCUGCGUAGGCUGUUAUUGGACCUGCAAAGGCUGUUAUUGGACCAGCAGAGGCUGCAUUGGACCUGCAGAGGCCGUUAUUGGACCCGCAGAAGCUGCAUUGGACCUGAAGA